Malaya genurostris is the source of this 1423-nucleotide messenger RNA. It is a transcript of the gene Spf45, whose product is annotated as splicing factor 45. Gene Ontology annotation, molecular function: RNA binding. The record is from RefSeq and is a predicted model, not a curated record. Gene Ontology annotation, biological process: alternative mRNA splicing, via spliceosome; mRNA cis splicing, via spliceosome. Lineage: Eukaryota; Metazoa; Arthropoda; Insecta; Diptera; Culicidae. Bases 85 to 1290 code for a protein of 401 amino acids. The transcript has 4 exons. Gene Ontology annotation, cellular component: precatalytic spliceosome.
AUUGCUAACUUUUAGAACACGAUUUGUAGAGUAGUGAUAAUAGAUCAAUAUUUCUGUAUUAUUUUGGUUAAAUCCUUUCCAAAAAUGGCUUUAUAUGAUGACUUGGACACAAAGCAAGGACCAGAUAAAGUGGCCGGUUGGUCAUCUGGUAUAAAACUACUUCAAACGCAAUUACAAGCAAAGAAAGCUACACAACCAAUCAUUCCACCUAAGAACACUUUAAGGAAACCCGUUCUGACACCUGUAGUAAAUUUGAAAGCGAAGAAGGACAAUUUUGAUUUGUUCGGAAAAUCAUCUGGAAAUCAUUCUGCGUCGGAUAACAAAGGAAAACCGGUAACUAUCACAACUAAAAAUAUCCCGAAUGCGAGUAGCUCUAACUCCGGAGAUACGUAUAGUUGGGAUGUAAUUGACGAAUACGAUCCAUUAUGGCCGAAUGAGUACGAAAAAUUAGCUCAAGAACGAAAACCGAAGGAGCCGGUUGUUAAGGCUUCUCAACACUACGGGCGAAAUAGGAGAGAGUAUAAGCGCUUAGGGAAUAAGCAGCACUCUGGUGGAGGUCAUGGUGAUGCUGAUGGCCCGGCUGCUAAAAAAAGUGGCUUUGCUGGACGACCAACCUCAGAAGAUGAAGAGGAGUUCGUGCCAACGCAGCAAAGGGCUAGUGGUGCUGCCAUUGCACCACCCGCUUCGCUUCAAGAAUCAAUUGCACAAAUUCCCGACGGUGUCAAAAUGUCGCAACUUACGGCCUACGGUGGGACCUCAGUUGCCGCAAAAAUUAUGGCUAAAUAUGGAUUCAAAGAUGGUCAAGGUCUGGGCAAGCAAGAACAGGGUAUGUCCAUGGCUUUGCAGGUUGAAAAAACAUCUAAACGGGGAGGCCGUAUCGUACAUGAAAAAGAUAUAAGCGUACCGAUUCCCGAGGAGGUCGCCCCAAUUCCUCCUCAAGAACCGGCGAUCAAUCAAUCAGCAAUUGAGCCGUCUAUCACGGAGAUAAUGAAAUCGCCAAGCAAAGUGGUUUUACUGAGAAACAUGGUCGGACCUGGAGACGUAGACGACGAGCUGGAGCCGGAAGUUAAAGACGAGUGUAAUACCAAAUAUGGCGAAGUGGUCACGGUUGUGAUCAAUGAAAUACCCAACGUCGUUCCGGAGGAAGCAGUUAGAAUUUUCGUUGAGUUCAAGCGAAUGGAAAGUGCCAUCAAAGCGGUGGUUGACUUGAAUGGCCGAUUCUUCGGUGGUCGCCAAGUGCGGGCCGGUUUCUAUAAUCAGGAAAGGUUUGAUAACAUGGACCUACUAUAAACGGGAUUUUACGGAAUGAAAUAAAUCAUGUUUUACAACAAAAUGCGGUAAGCAGAUAUAGUGACGUGUAAAAAUGUCUUCAUAAUUAUUUGAAAUAAACUCUCGAUUACCCUUUGUCAGUGGGAUUGUGAAA